AUGUGGGUGCUAGCACUUUCAAUUUCGCUUCCUUUGUUUGUUACAAGGAUUCUAAUGGAAUACCCACCUGGUCAGAAAGUGUGCGUGUCAAAAUUUUCUGGUAUCGAGAUAUACAACAUGAUAAGAUUUGCACUGACGUUUCUAUUUCCUUACUUGAUCAUAUCGUGGUCUUACGGCGCUGUUGCACUGAAAAUCAAGCGCCAUAUCCGACACAACGUCAUUGAACGCACACGACUUUCGCUGUACUCCGAUGAAAGCCGAGACACACACGAUGGUCGAUCGAACAGAUCUGAUUGGCAGGUACAACUGGAAUACAACAAGCAGCCAAGAGGAAGCAGGACCGGCGCAGAACGGGAGUUCGACUUAUUGAGAAUGAUAUAUGUGAUUAUCAUUUCAUUUGUAGUAUGCUAUGCUCCAUACCAAGCCCUUUUUCUGUGGGAAUACACAACAGGACCUAGCGGUUGGCGCUUUCCCUUUCAUGAAGUUUUGCGCAACUAUUUUUAUGUUCUAACCUGCUUGCCAGGUGCAAUUCAUCCUCUCUGUUAUGGCACCAUAAACAGAUUCUUUGCAAGAGCAUUUUCCAGAAUUGUAAUGUGCAGGCGUUGA
Messenger RNA from Porites lobata, 606 nucleotides. The record is from the annotation of a GenBank genome assembly. Lineage: Eukaryota; Metazoa; Cnidaria; Anthozoa; Scleractinia; Poritidae.